AACAACAGCAGACGACAAAAGUAAGUUAAUCCGUAUUUGUUAAUUGAUGGAAAUUUAGAGAAAUUGAAAAAUGAAACGAAAUAUUAAUAAAAAAUCGAAAGUUGUAAAAAAAUUUAUAGUAGAGACACCAAAAAAAAGUACUGAACAAAAUUGUGAUAUUAAUAAUGAUGCUACUUGCUGUAUAAUAUUCCCGAAUCCAGAGAUUGUAAAAAAUAAAGUAAGCAAUUCUUCUUCGGUGAUGAUUAGAAAAACACUAAGGCAGAAUAAUGAAAAAUAUUUAGUUGAUGCUAUGGAAAAAUGGUUUGAGCAAGCAAGAGACAGAGGGGAAAUAAUUACCGGACGAAUGAUUCAAGAUAAGGCAUUAUUUUUCCAUGGAAAAAUUAAUGGUACAUCAUCUUUCAAAGCAAGUAGCUCUUGGCUUUAUAACUUUAAGAAACGUUGUGGAAUUCAAUACCUUCAAAAGAAGGAAUACAACAGUUCCGAAGGAACAAAAUAUUUUUCCAAUAUUCUAAAGGAAAAAAUUAGUUCCGAAAAUCUUUCGUUGGAGAAUAUUUAUAAUGCGGAUGAAACCGGUAUUAAUUGGAAGGUUCCCGAUUUCUGUACAUCGUCGAUAGAAACAUCAGAAAUCAAAUUUUCCGGUCAUGAUGAUGAUGUUUCUAAUCGUGUAACAGCAUUAUUUGCCUCGAACUCUACUGGUAAUCAUAAAAUUCCUCUUUUAAUUAUCGGAGAAGCUAAAAUGUCAAAUUGCUUAAAGGAUUUAAUAACUAAAAAAACGAAACAUAAUCGCUUGAAUUUCCUCACAAGUAUUAAUGUCACUUAUGCUGGUCAAAAGAAUGCCAGGAUGAGCAAGGAAAUAUUCAAACUUUGGUAUGAGUUUGUAUUUAUUCCAAGUGCUCUGAAUCAUCGGACAGCGUCUGGAACAUCUGGAAAAAUACUUCUAAUUAUAGAUAAUGCACCAUGUCAUUCGGAUAUUGAUGAACUGAAUGCAGUACACAGUCAAUGUGAGGUUAUAAAUUUGCCACAUAACGUACCAUCUGUAAUACAACCCAUGGAGCAAGAUUUAAUGACAACAGUAGUAAAGAUCUAUAAAAGAAAUCUCCUCCUUCUGAUGUUUAAGGCAAAAUUAAAAAAUGUUGAUCAAUUUUGGAAUACAUUCACUCUAAAGGAAUGUUUUACAUUUCUCGCCUCAUCAUGGGAGACUUUAAAUUCUUCAAUUCUCCGUAAAGCUUGGGUACUAUUUCUAGAUAACUAUUGUGAUACAUCCGAUGUAAUUACAGUGAAACCAAACACAACAGUAUUCUUUAAUAAUCUCAUUGACGAAUUAUCAUCAUUUCCCGAUGAUAUUUGUGAUAAAUUGAUUGCACGCCUUUCGCCAGGUGCCGAUUGUUCGAUAAGAAAAUUACAGAAAGACAAGGUAAUUAUUGUCAAAUGGUUUAAGAUACGUGAUGAUUUUGGUUGGGAUCCACUGACGGAUGAGAAAAUUAUAAAUUUGACACUGGAUAAUAAGAGAAAGGAUGAAUUGUUGGAUGAUCCCCUUAGAAUAGACGGUGAAUUUCAAGAAAAUAUUCCCUUAACGCCGACAGAGAAUUAUGAGAGUGAAAUGACAUUUAAUGAGACAUGGAAGAAUGAAUUAGAGGAUGUGAAGGAUGACGAUGAAGAUCAAGUUACUUCCACAGAGGCUUUAAAUUCAUUAAGGAGAGUUAAGAAAUGGAUAUUGUCGUGUGAAAAGAGUUCAAAAAAACAUCAGCGCUUUGUUGACGAAUUAGAAAAAUUAAUAACGCAAUACUGUUAAUAUGAGUCGAAUAAAAGUAAUUUAUUUUUUUGUCUAUAAA
Molecule: messenger RNA, 1832 nt
Organism: Leptopilina heterotoma
Lineage: Eukaryota; Metazoa; Arthropoda; Insecta; Hymenoptera; Figitidae
Product: jerky protein homolog-like
Exons: 3
Coding region: 71-1792 (573 amino acids)
Cellular component (GO): nucleus
Molecular function (GO): DNA binding
Source: RefSeq, a predicted model, not a curated record